AUUUAAUUGUAGGAGUUUUUCUGUACCGAAAUUUCGUACGAAAGGUGACGGCGCGUUUUCAGAAAUAUCCCUUUUUGAAACUGCUUGACAUUUUCAUUGGAUGUUUCAUAAAUAUCAAGAGAAAAGCAGCUUCCCGCUGCUACAAAAUACUUCGACACCAUAUCGCGUUAGACGUGAAUCCAUAUCACUUCCAGAUUGUUCGCAGGAUACUGGUUAUGGUACUCGUUCUUCGACUUUCUUUAGUCCUGGUCGCACCUCAGAGAAAGAUAUUUUCCUGAAAGUAUAGAAGUUCAUGGACGUACCGGCAUUAGAAAUUCUUUAAGGGGUAAGCGGCGUGUUGAUAUAUUGUCUGCCCUGAUGUCUUUUGAGAAAUCGGAAUAUAUACUUCUGAAAAUUCUUCGUUACCUGACUAUUUCUGACCGUCUUACAGUACUCAGUGUUUGUAAGUCUUGGUAUUCGUUGAAAUUGCGCUUACCACGGCUGUUUACCGCUAGUAGAAAGCAUGAGAUGAUAUUCAAGGAAAAUUCGGCGAAGGGAUCACAGAGAUCAACAACCAGUCGUAAACCGUUGAGUGCGAUCAACUGUUCCAACUCCUGUUUAAUUAAGAAUAGAGUUGAUAAGUUUUAUACUAAGGAGUUUUUGCAUCCAUGUCCCGUAUGCUCUGGAGUGGCGUUUUAUAGACCUAAUGAAUGGCCGAAUCGUUUGCAUUGUCAGGCUUUGGACUGUGGUAUCUCUGUUUGUUAUAAUUGUCAGCGGGAGCACUCGCCCAGUGAUAAAUGUCAAAUGACACCAAACUCGCCAGUAUACAGAUUGUCUCCCAUUCAACCUCGGGCAUCCCCAACUCGCAGUCCAAGAGCCCGAGCCCGGUUAAUGAAAUCUUCUCUUCGUCGCUUGUAGUUGCUUGAUUUUACUGUACCAUAGUUCUUUCAUAUGUACAUACUUUUUGUUUUAAACUGUUACCCGUAGUUUUUAUCAUAAUAUAUACUUGUUUUUGCCUGU
Messenger RNA from Schistosoma mattheei, 999 nucleotides. NCBI's taxonomy places the organism in Eukaryota, Metazoa, Platyhelminthes, Trematoda, Strigeidida, Schistosomatidae. The record is from the annotation of a GenBank genome assembly.